Molecule: messenger RNA, 1116 nt
Organism: Metarhizium album ARSEF 1941
Lineage: Eukaryota; Fungi; Ascomycota; Sordariomycetes; Hypocreales; Clavicipitaceae
Exons: 5
Coding region: 1-1116 (371 amino acids)
Source: RefSeq, a predicted model, not a curated record
AUGUCCUACUACGAAAACGCUCAGUGGCCUACCCCGAGCCAGAAUCACUGGGAACACCCGCAGGGAACCUCGACUCCCACUCGUGCCGGUGCCAGUGGGCCGCAGCCUCAGGACGAUUUUGCUUUCUCUUACCAGUUUGAUGAGGUUGACCGUGCCUUCGAGAACCUUCAAAAGUCCGGCAAGGGCUACGCUAUGGGAGCCCGACGUAAGCCUACUCCGAAAGUCUCGCUGCGUAGUGGUGCCCCCAUAUAUCCUGAUGGUCGAGUUCCGCACGGAGGGGGUCCCUGUUCACACACGAUGAACAACUUCGAAGGGACCCAGGGCCACAACCUUCACAAUUUCUACGCUUCGCAGCGCCAUCAACCAUCUCGAGGCUCCAACGAGGCAGAGCAGGUCAUGCAGGCUAAGAGACGGAUGGCGGCUCAGCGGGAGCGCGAGUUGCGCAAUGUACACACUGAGCAGCAGUAUCAACGAAAUGCGCUGACGGACGUGCCCCAGCACAAUAACACCACUUCUGCCAACAACGCCAAACAUAUGUCGGAGGAGGAAACUCGCGAGCUCAUUGCUCGUCAGCGGAGUGCCUUGUACGGCGAGGGCCCUUUCGCCGACAAGACGAGCUAUGUUGACGAGUCUGGCAACAUUCGCCCCGGCGUCCCGGGCCAGAGCGGGCCAUCCAGCAUUCGUGGCCCUUCCCCCUUGGCUUUUGAAGCCAUCGGCCGUGUCCCUUCUGGAGCAGAUGCCGUUACUUCCGGCUCUGCCAGCGAGCACAACGCCGCUGCUACCGAUCCGAGUCCCAGGCCUCAGAGCACCAGCAGCCCCCAGAACUCUGGACUGACUAACAAGGCAUUUGACAAUGCGGUUGGCGUCCAAAGCCGCACAAGCACCUCUAGCCCUACUGGCGGGUCCCCGCCUCGCGACUACGCACCCGGCUCCAAGCCUGGCCAAGGCGGACCUACCGUGGCCCCCAUUGGAACUCGUCCUUCUGGCACGCCAUCGACAACCACGUCCGGCAAGCGGUCUACCACGCCGCUUGCCUCCUCUGCUGGCUGGGGCCGCGGCAAUGGAGUUUGGGGACAGUCGUCGGGCCUGGGAGCUCAAGCUAGUGUCUGGGGUUGA